This is a messenger RNA of Periophthalmus magnuspinnatus, 2280 nucleotides long. RefSeq names its product protein kinase cGMP-dependent 2 (gene prkg2). Gene Ontology annotation, biological process: protein phosphorylation. NCBI's taxonomy places the organism in Eukaryota, Metazoa, Chordata, Actinopteri, Gobiiformes, Gobiidae. The transcript is spliced from 19 exons. The coding region runs from base 1 to 2280 and encodes 759 amino acids. Gene Ontology annotation, molecular function: ATP binding; cGMP-dependent protein kinase activity. The record is from RefSeq and is a predicted model, not a curated record.
AUGGGGAAUGGUUCGGUGAAGUCCAGACUCCGUAGAGACCAGGGUCCUCAAAAUGGCCGCGCUGUGAGUCAGUCUGUGAGCUCGGAGUCGUACCGCAGCCGCCUGGAGGAGCUACAGCGAGAAGGUCUGAGGAAAGACGAGAAGAUCAAUAGUCUCCAGGGGCAAGUCCAAAGUCUGCAAGAGGAGCUGAGGAGGCAGAGGCAGAAUGUGAGCGAGGAGAGGAAACAAGAGAGGAACCAAGAAAGGAACCAAGAGAGGAGAGAGGACAGUGUUGGUUCUGGUCUUGGCUCUGGUCUCUCCUCCAGACCCUGUAGCGUCAGAAUCUCUUCAGGGCAGAGGAACAGACGCCGUGGGGCCAAGGCCGGGGUUUCAGCAGAACCUUCCUCUAGAACCGACGACUCCAGAACACUGCCAAAGUUCAACAUGGAGCAGGCCCGAGUGCCCAAGGACCCAAGUGUGCAGGGGCAGUUGUUGGAGGCGCUGAUGAAGAACCAGUACCUUCGGCGAUUGGACCCUCAACCUCUGCGUCUGAUGGUGGAGUGUAUGUACGCACGCAGCUACCAGCAGGGGGAGCUAGUGACACAGCAGGGAGAGCGCGGACAUCACCUGUUUGUGCUCGCAGAGGGGAAGCUGGAGGUGCUGCAGAAUCAGAGACUCCUGUCCUCACUCAGCCCCUGGACCACAUUUGGAGAACUCGCCAUUCUGUACAACUGCACCCGGACGGCGUCUAUACGGGCGGUGGACUCUGUGGAGACCUGGGCUCUGGAUCGCGAGGUGUUUCAGAACAUCAUGAGGAGGACAGCAGAGACCAGACAGGAGGAGCACCGGGACUUCCUCAGAAGCGUGUCCAUCUUGAGGGACCUGCCUGAGGAGAAGCUCAGUAAGAUGGUGGACUGUCUGGACGUGGAGUACUACGAUCGGGGAGAGUACAUCAUCAGGGAGGGGGAGGAGGGCAGUACUUUCUACAUCAUCGCACAGGGAAAGGUUGCAGUGACACAGAGCACAGAGGGGAGGCGCUCUCCUGUGCUUAUAAACACAUUACAGAAAGGAGACUACUUUGGAGAGAAGGCGCUCAUCAGUGACGACGUGCGCUCGGCGAACAUCGUGGCGGACGAGGACGGCGUGGAAUGCCUGGUGAUCGACAGAGAGACCUUUGACCAGACGGUGGGGACGUUCUCUGAGCUGCAGAAGUACCUCCAGGGGUACGUGGCCACUCUUGAGCGCGAUGACAGGAAACGACAUGCCAAGAGGUCCCUGUCCCGCCUCCAGUCCCAGCCCCUGUCCCCAGAUCAGGCUCAGCUGAGGGACCUGGUCUCUGGAUUCUGCGGUUCCAAACCGUUCCAGCAUCUGGAGCUCGUGUCCACUCUUGGAGUGGGAGGCUUCGGACGUGUCGAACUGGUGAAGCUGAAGGAUCAGGACAUGUCGUUUGCUCUAAAGGUGAUAAAGAAACAUCAUGUGGUAGAGAACAGACAACAAGAACACAUUCACUCAGAGAGGAGGAUCCUGAGUGAGGCCCGAUCGCCCUUUAUCGUCAAACUGUAUCGCACGUUUAAAGACGAUAAGUAUGUGUACAUGCUGCUGGAGGCCUGUCUGGGAGGAGAAGUAUGGAGUCUGCUCCGAGACAGAGGCUCCUUUGAUGAGUCCACGUCCCGGUUCUGUGUGUCCUGUGUGACUGAAGCAUUGGAGUAUCUCCACCGAAAAUCCAUUGUCUACAGAGAUCUGAAGCCUGAGAACCUUCUCCUGGACACACACGGAUACUGCAAACUGGUGGACUUUGGCUUUGCGAAACGUCUUGGUCCUGGUCAGAAGACCUGGACAUUCUGUGGGACUCCUGAGUACGUGGCUCCUGAGAUCCUCCUGAGCAAAGGCCACAGCUUCAGUGUAGACUUCUGGGCCCUGGGCGUCCUGCUGUUUGAGCUGCUGACCGGGAGCCCUCCGUUCUCGGGCGCUGAUCACAUGACCACCUACAGCUUCAUUCUCAGAGGCGUCGAGAAAAUUGACUUCCCCAAAAAGAUCAACAAGAAACAAGAAGAUCUGAUCCGAAAACUCUGCAGGAAGAACCCAGCGGAGCGUUUGGGGAACCUGAAGAACGGCAUCACAGACAUCAAGAAGCACAGGUGGUUCAGUGGCUUUAACUGGAGCGGUCUGAAGAGUCGAACUGUGACGUCUCCGCUCAAGAGAGAGAUCUCGGGGCCGUUGGACCACAGUUAUUUUGACUCUUAUCCUCCAGAUGAAGAUCAUCCUCCUGACGAGCUCUCAGGCUGGGACCAGGACUUCUAA